AGCGAGCGAGGUAGCGAGCGGAGCAGAGCGCUGCGGGCUCACAAAGCGGCCGGACGCGCGGCGGCGGCGGGUGGCAGGAGCGCAGGGGCGCGAGCCGGCGAUCAGCCUUCCCGGCGACGGUGCCGCGGGAGCUCGAGCAACUCGGACGCGGGGACCUGGGCCGGCCCCCAAGAUGCCUGCGAUCGCGGUGUUGGCGGCGGCCGCCGCGGCGUGGUGCUUCCUUCAAGUCGAGAGCCGGCACCUGGACGCGGGCCCCAACCACGGCAAUUUCCUAGACAAUGACCAGUGGCUGAGCACCGUCUCCCAGUACGACCGGGACAAGUACUGGAACCGCUUUCGAGACGAUGAUUAUUUCAGAAACUGGAAUCCCAACAAGCCCUUUGACCAAGCCCUGGACCCAUCCAAGGACCCUUGCCUGAAGGUGAAAUGCAGCCCUCACAAAGUGUGUGUGACCCAGGACUACCAGACUGCCCUGUGUGUCAGCCGCAAGCACCUGCUCCCCAGGCAAAAGAAGGGGAACGUGGCCCAUAAACACUGGGUUGGACCUUCGAACCUGGUCAAAUGCAAGCCCUGUCCCGUGGCACAGUCAUCCAUGGUCUGCGGCUCAGACGGCCACUCCUACACAUCCAAGUGCAAAUUGGAGUUCCAUGCUUGUUCUACUGGCAAAAGCCUCGCCACCCUCUGUGAUGGACCCUGUCCCUGUCUCCCGGAGCCUGAGCCACCAAAGCACAAGGCGGAAAAGAAUGCCUGCACAGACAAGGAGUUGCGGAACCUUGCUUCCCGGCUGAAGGAUUGGUUUGGAGCUCUUCACGAGGAUGCAAACAGAGUCAUCAAGCCUACCAGCUCCAACACAGCCCAAGGCAGGUUUGAUACCAGCAUCCUACCCAUCUGCAAGGACUCCCUGGGCUGGAUGUUCAACAAGUUGGACAUGAACUAUGACCUCCUGCUUGACCAUUCAGAGAUCAAUGCCAUCUACCUGGAUAAGUACGAACCCUGUAUCAAGCCUCUGUUCAACUCUUGUGACUCCUUCAAGGAUGGCAAGCUCUCUAACAAUGAGUGGUGCUACUGCUUCCAGAAGCCUGGAGGUCUCCCUUGCCAGAAUGAAAUGAACAGAAUUCAGAAGCUGAGCAAGGGGAAAAGCCUGCUGGGGGCUUUCAUACCUCGGUGUAAUGAGGAGGGCUAUUACAAAGCCACACAGUGCCAUGGCAGCACGGGGCAGUGCUGGUGUGUGGACAAAUAUGGGAAUGAGUUGGCUGGCUCCAGGAAACAGGGUGCUGUAAGCUGUGAAGAGGAGCAGGAAACCUCAGGGGAUUUUGGCAGUGGCGGCUCUGUGGUCCUGCUGGAUGACCUAGAAGAUGAGCGGGAGCUGGGACCAAAGGACAAAGUGGGGAAGCUGAGGGUGCACACCCGAGCCGUGACAGAGGAUGAUGAGGACGAGGACGACGACAAAGAGGAUGAGGUCGGGUACAUAUGGUAGUGCCCGCAAGAAAGAGGACACAAGUUUUGCACAAAAUUGCAAGUCACAUCCUAUUCCUGCAUUUGUAUCUGAGACUCCAAGGCACCAAGGUCUCUUCUCCAUUGUUCCUCUCUAUACCCGACCUAAGGUUUGGAAGACAACUGCUUGUUCCCAGAGGAUUCUGAUUUUUGCAUAUGUUUGUAUGGGAGAAAGAGUGUUGUGUUUUGUUGCUGUUUAUUUUUUGGAUAGGGAAAUGGCCGAUUAACUAGAGCCUCCUUCCCUCCUGUGAGAUUUUUCCAACAAGCAUGUGAUUUAUGUGGAAUUCUGACAGUGCAGGGAGCCCCCACCCUCUUAAACGUCAAAGACCCUUUUGGUUACCCACACUGGUGGUUAUUACAGCAUGGUUCCCAGCCUUACAGUGUCUAAGUGCUUUUCUUGUGUCCUGUAGAUGUUGUGAAAAAGAAAAAACACACACACACAUACCACACUGUACCUUUCCCCCCUGCCACUUAUUACUCCUCGUGUUUAUUAUUAAAAAUUUGUUUUUUCACAUCAUU
Sapajus apella (tufted capuchin) is the source of this 2013-nucleotide messenger RNA. RefSeq names its product SPARC (osteonectin), cwcv and kazal like domains proteoglycan 1 (gene SPOCK1). The record is from RefSeq and is a predicted model, not a curated record. The coding region runs from base 173 to 1477 and encodes 434 amino acids. The transcript has 11 exons. Lineage: Eukaryota; Metazoa; Chordata; Mammalia; Primates; Cebidae. Gene Ontology annotation, molecular function: protein binding; calcium ion binding.